Messenger RNA from Fusarium sp. VM40, 864 nucleotides. NCBI's taxonomy places the organism in Eukaryota, Fungi, Ascomycota, Sordariomycetes, Hypocreales, Nectriaceae. The record is from the annotation of a GenBank genome assembly.
AUGCGUUUUACCCCACCAUCUUUUGCCUCCCUGACUUGUUGGUUCCUCCUUUGCAGCAAUGGAGCUGCCAUGGAAUCAAAGGGUCCCACUGGCGCCUUGCAAAUCGACCUCGUAUUCCCCCGGAAUGAGACGUACAAUCCGUCCCCAGUAAUGCCUAUCAUCUUUUCCUACCGCAACCUCGGGCUCGUGCCAUACCUCAUACCUUCAAUCACGUACGAGAUCUGGAAUUACGAUAACUUCAGUGCAGACAGCGCUGGUGGCAGUAUCGAAGUUCCGUUGGUCAAUGACUCCAGCAUCGACCCAUACUUUGAGUAUAUUCCGCACUUGUAUCCUUUCAACACUGAAGGUACUUGGCAACUGAAUUUUCACAUUCGCUGGAUCCGCUGCUAUGUGGCACCUGCAGAAAAGGGUCGUGGCGAACUGGACAUGUGGGGUGUCAACGAAACUGAUAUUGGCGGAAUUAUCUUCGCCACUAAGGGCCCCUCGAAGCAGGUCGAUCUUGUUGCCGCGACUAGCAACAAGAACUGCUCGUUCCCUGCGGGGGCCGCCAUCAACGUCACGGACACAAUGUCGACUCCUUAUUUACUCAGGGAUUACGACCCAGAUGUCUGCCCAAUGGUUUCGUCCCCAGAAAUCAAGGCAGAUAGCUGUGACGUUACGCUAGACCCUACAGCUGCCUCGAGUAUUGACGCCGAGAUGACUUCUUGGGUGUGCACCCGGGUUUGGGAGACAAACCGACCUAAAGGAUUUGAUUGUGAAUCUCGAAAGGAGGAAGAGAGCACAGCACUGCGAAGCAUUACAGGAGGGGCGAGUUGCUUGGCGUUCGUGUUGGGUAUUCUUGUCUACAUCUACAAUUUUCUAUAA